This is a messenger RNA of Symbiodinium sp. CCMP2592, 369 nucleotides long. The record is from the annotation of a GenBank genome assembly. Lineage: Eukaryota; Dinophyceae; Suessiales; Symbiodiniaceae.
AUGGCCUUGCCUAUGAAACAGAUUGUGAUGAAAAAGGCAAUGAAGGCGAUGAAGAAGAAGGCCGUUAGCAAGAUCGCUCGUGGCAAGCUGGCAAAGACGAUCGUUUUCAAGGGGCGCAAGGACUUCCGGGAGAAGACGUCGACCGGCCUCCAGAAGAUGCAUCUGAUGAAGAACAAGCGCGGCAAGGUGGUCACCAAGAAGCAGCACGCCAUUGGCAAGGCGUUGUUCAAGAAGACCGGCCAGCGAUGGCUCGAGGCGUGCGUGACGGCCAGGAGGGAGUUGGGAGUCAAGGGCUUUUGUGCCAUUGGCGGAAAGAGUGCUCAGGGCAAGGCGCUCUAUGCCAAGGCCAAGUCGCUGUAUGCGGCUUGA